AUGUCAACAACAUACCACCUUCCUUUAACAAACAUCAUGCUCCUUCUGUUCCUCUUUACAACCUUAACAUCUUUAGCAACAACCUCUUCCAUUCCACGAGAGCUUCUCAAAGGCUUCUCCGCAGUUCCACUCUCUACAUCCACCUCGUUUCAACCCGUUCUAUCCGACCCAACCGGCAACUUCUCUCUCGGCUUCCUCCGACAGAACCAAAACGACCUACAACUAGCAGUCGUUCACACACCUUCCUCCGAACCACUAUGGAUCGCCAACCCAACCCAAUCCGCAUCAUGGGCCGACACCACGCGCCUCUUCUUCAACGGCAGCCUAGUUUUAUGGGAUUCCCAAAGAAGCAUCACGUGGUCGACAAACACAGACGGAGACCGCGUGGUGCUUCUCAACACCUCGAACCUUCAAAUUCAAAACAAACCAACUACCAAAACUCCACUCUGGGAAAGUUUCCACUUUCCCACAAACACCCUCGUUCAGGAUCAAAACUUCACCACCAACAUGACUUUAGUAUCCUCUAACCGGCUCUACUCUUUACGGUUAGGCGAUAAUUUCAUGGGCUUAUACACAAUUAACUCCGAAGAAGAACAAGGAAGGUCGUUAUCAAAACGGUUAUUUCUGUUAUACUGGAAACACACUGCACUACAAGCAAAAGCUAGAGUAGUAACCGGUGCGGGACCCAUUUCCGCAAGAGUAAGCACAGAGGGUUAUAUCGGAAUGUAUCAAACAAGUUCUAAACCCAUUGACGUUCAGAAAUUCAACAGCUUCCAACAACCAUCAUCGACGUCGUUUCUCUUGGUCCGGUUAGAAUCCGACGGGAAUCUCAAAGGGUAUUAUUGGGAUUCAACAAAGUCCACCUGGCUAUUAAACUACCAAGCUAUAACAGAAACCUGUGAACUUCCGAAUCCUUGCGGUUCGUAUAGUUUGUGUACGCCGGGUGAGUCUAGUUGUUCUUGUUUAGAUAACCAAACCCGGUUCGAACCGGGUGGGUGUUUCAAUGGAGAUGGUGGUGGAGAUGGUGAAUUAUGCGGUGUGGAUGGAAUUGGCGGAGAAAAAAAUUACAUGAUUCUGAGAAGGAACGGCGUGGAGCCACCGCAUAAGGAGUUGUUGGAGGAAGUAACAACGUUAUCUUUGGAGGAAUGUGAAGGGUUAUGUGAGAAAAACUGUAGAUGUUGGGGAGCGUUGUAUAAUAACCAAACCGGGUUUUGUUACGUUUUGGAUUAUCCAAUAGGAACAAUGUUGGGUACUGGAGAUGAGUCAAAAGUGGGUUAUUUUAAGGUGAGGAAGGCUGCACGGAAGAGGAAUAGGGUUGGGGUUAUACUUGGAAUUGUAGUUGCGGUUUUAGUUGGGAUUAUUGUUGUUGGGGGUGUGAUAUGUUUGGUGAGGUGGAGAAAGAAAAAAGCUAAUCUAAACGAGGAAGAUAAUUGGGCUUUGCCGGGCCCAUAUAAGAAUCUGGGAUCCGAAAGUUUUAGUUCGAUUGAAAUGUCGGGUAGUGCACAAUAA
This is a messenger RNA of Lathyrus sativus (Indian pea), 1509 nucleotides long. The record is from the annotation of a GenBank genome assembly. NCBI's taxonomy places the organism in Eukaryota, Viridiplantae, Streptophyta, Magnoliopsida, Fabales, Fabaceae.